This is a messenger RNA of Talaromyces amestolkiae, 2046 nucleotides long. RefSeq lists its product as uncharacterized. Lineage: Eukaryota; Fungi; Ascomycota; Eurotiomycetes; Eurotiales; Trichocomaceae. The coding region runs from base 1 to 2046 and encodes 681 amino acids. The transcript has 3 exons. The record is from RefSeq and is a predicted model, not a curated record. Gene Ontology annotation, biological process: carbohydrate metabolic process. Gene Ontology annotation, molecular function: hydrolase activity, hydrolyzing O-glycosyl compounds.
AUGCCUGCCCCAGGAUAUAAGGCAAUUGAAGAUUAUGGCAUUAUCGGGGAUAUGCACACGGCUGCUCUCGUUAGCAAGGAGGGAAGUAUGGACUUUCUCUGUUGGCCCGUCUUUGACUCGCCAUCAGUCUUCUGUCGGCUGCUAGACAAAGAUAAAGGCGGUCACUUCUGCAUCCAUGCCAAUAUCCCGCAUGAUGGGAUGCCUCUGAGUAAGCAGAGAUACCUCCCUUAUACAAAUAUCCUGGAAACCCGAUGGAUCCAUGAGCAGGGAGUCCUCAACCUGACGGACUUUUUCCCCGUUUCCAACCACAAGUCCCCCCAGUCUGACAGACACUUGUCCGGAUACUGUGCCUGCACCGAGCCAGGCGGCAACCGCUGGAAGACUGGUGCCAAGCAUUCGGGGAUCAUCCGUCGAGUGGAAUGUAGUCGAGGUACCAUGGGUGUCAAGGCGGAAUUGUUCCCCGCAUUCAAUUACGCCCAGGAUGGUCACACUGUUCGCUGCAACCUCCAGCCCGAGGAAGCAGACAAGCAUGCGCAGACUGUAUACUUUGAAUCACCCCAAGAACGGCUUCAAUUGGACAUCUGGGUGGACAACAAAAGAGAGGGACAAGGUUCCCCCCGAGCUACGUACCGCCUCGAGAAUAGAUCAGGUCAUUUGGGUCAAGGUCUUGUCGUUGAUAUGGAGAUCCAGGAAGGACAGUCCAUGAUCUUUGUCCUCCAUAGUCCUGAGAAAGCUCUACCGGGUCCUACGCAGCUUGCCUCUUACCUCUCACGACUUGAGUCAGAGACCUUCCAGUUUUGGACUGACUGGAGCCACAAGUGCACAUUCCGCGGCCACUAUCGCGAGACUGUAGAGAGAAGUCUCCUCAUUCUGAAGUUGUUGACCUACAAACCUACGGGAGCCGUUAUAGCAGCGCCAACAUUCUCACUACCAGAAAACAUCGGCGGCUCUCGUAACUGGGACUACAGAUACUCCUGGGUCCGUGACACAUCCUUCACUCUGUAUGCAUUUCUGAAGAACGGCUACGACGAAGAAGCCGAAGCAUACAUUACCUUCAUCUUCGACCGUGUCUUCCCGCCCUUGACCCAAAAGGAGUAUACAAAGGAGUCAAACCGGCCCUUCUUGCCGAUAAUGUUCACAAUCAGAGGAGACUCUGAAAUCCCAGAAUUUGAACUAAACCACAUGGACGGAUAUCGCGGUAGCAAGCCCGUCCGUAUCGGCAACGCGGCAGCCUUCCACACACAGCUGGACAUUUACGGUGAACUCAUGGACAGUAUCUACAUGUACAGCAACCACGCCAAACCAAUCCAGUACGAUCAAUGGCUCGGCAUUCGUCGCAUGAUCAAUUACGUGAUCCAAGUCCGCGAUGAACCGGACAUGUCCAUUUGGGAAGUCCGCGGUAAACCGCAACACUUUCUCUACUCCAAAAUGCUCCUCUGGGUUGCGCUCGAUCGCGGCGUGCGUUUAGCAGACAGGCAUUCCACACUCCCCUGUCCCGAUAAGCAGCAAUGGAUCCGCGUCCGUGAUGAUUUGUACGACGAAAUUAUGGACAAGGGCUUCAACGAGGAGAAGGGAUUCUUCUGCCAGAGCUAUGAGAACACUGAAGUCGUCGAUGCGGCCCUCAUGAUUGCGCCGUUGGUGCUGUUUGUGGAGCCGAAUGAUCGGAGGUUUUUGAGUACGCUGGUUAAGGUGUUGGAACCGCCCGAGAAGUCGGGGUUGACGAGUGCCAGUAUGGUGUUUAGAUAUGAUCAUGAGAAGGCUCAAGAUGGCGUCGGCGGCCGCGAAGGGGCCUUUAUCAUGAUCACCUUCUGGGCUAUAGAGUCCAUGUUCCGGGCAUCAAAAUACACCGACACCCUCCCCAACGGUGACGACAUCCGACGCAAAGCAAUCGCCAGCUUCGACAACGUGCUCUCCUUCGCGAACCACUUGGGAAUCUUUUCCGAAGAAGUGGCCAUCAGUGGCGAGGCAAUGGGCAAUGUGCCGCAGGCGUUUAGUCAUUUGUCGUGUAUCAGUGCUGCGAUGAAUUUGCCUGAGGUUCGUCAUUAG